AUGGCACUGCGGUUUGAGGCUCUGCACCCCGAGGGAAUCUGUCCUGGAUGGAGCAUCGUGGUCAAGGGUGAGACCAGUUCCAGUUCAGGCAUGUUUGAGAUUAAUUUGCUCUGUGAUCCCGGAGACCAAAUCGCUCUCCACUUUAACCCUCGCCUCUCCAGCUCCAGAAUUGUCUGCAACUCCUUCCUCAACAGCCACUGGGGGCAGGAAGAGGUUAACAGCACCUUCCCCUUCAAAGCAAAGGAGCCCUUUCAGGUGGAAAUCUACUCUGACCAGGACUAUUUCCACGUUUUCAUCAAUGAAAACAAAGUUCUGCAGUACAAGCAUCGGCAGAAGAAUCUCUCAUCCAUCACCAAGCUGCAGAUUCUGGAUGAUAUUGACAUUUCUUCAGUGGAAAUCACCAGACGAGCUCUUUACUAG
Molecule: messenger RNA, 420 nt
Organism: Camarhynchus parvulus
Lineage: Eukaryota; Metazoa; Chordata; Aves; Passeriformes; Thraupidae
Gene: GRIFIN
Product: galectin-related inter-fiber protein
Exons: 4
Coding region: 1-420 (139 amino acids)
Molecular function (GO): carbohydrate binding
Source: RefSeq, a predicted model, not a curated record